AUGGAACAAAUAGGCGAAGACCUCUUCGGCUCAGCCUUCAACGAAUGGCCCAUCCUCCUGCGCCCAAUAUGGGUAACCAUGAUCCUCGUCAUCGGUGGUAUCAAGCUAUUCUACUACUUUCUGCUACCAGCCGCAGCCGCUAUUAUCAUCCUACUUUUGGCGGUUGUGAUAGUGGGCGCUUCGGUUGGGUUUCUUGUUAGAGGCAGACAGCUGAGUGCCAAUGAAGAUCAGACGAAAAGGAAACGAGAUGAUGAUGAGACUCGGCCCUGGCGCCGUGUGCAACGCCGGCUUGAGGCUGGGGAGUUGAAAUGA
Messenger RNA from Penicillium roqueforti, 312 nucleotides. RefSeq lists its product as uncharacterized. The record is from RefSeq and is a predicted model, not a curated record. The coding region runs from base 1 to 312 and encodes 103 amino acids. NCBI's taxonomy places the organism in Eukaryota, Fungi, Ascomycota, Eurotiomycetes, Eurotiales, Aspergillaceae. The transcript has a single exon.